This is a messenger RNA of Bufo bufo (common toad), 1260 nucleotides long. Its product is annotated as hepatocyte nuclear factor 6-like. The transcript has 2 exons. The coding region runs from base 1 to 1260 and encodes 419 amino acids. Gene Ontology annotation, cellular component: nucleus. Lineage: Eukaryota; Metazoa; Chordata; Amphibia; Anura; Bufonidae. The record is from RefSeq and is a predicted model, not a curated record. Gene Ontology annotation, molecular function: RNA polymerase II cis-regulatory region sequence-specific DNA binding; DNA-binding transcription factor activity, RNA polymerase II-specific. Gene Ontology annotation, biological process: regulation of transcription by RNA polymerase II.
AUGAAUGUCCAGUUGGGUUUGGAGACCAGUGAAGACAUUUCCGGCUCAGGCCAAGAGCUUAUGCACAAUCAGAAUAGGACUUUACAUCCACCUGUUCCCAGAUCUUCAUUGGCUUCCAGUAUGACAUCUGUUCUGGAUGGAAGUGACUACCACCGCUCAGAGCAUCAUCUGGCAAACUCCCUGCAUUGUGGACUGGGAUUUGGGGGAGAUUCACCACCGGGGUCUGCGAAUAGUUACACCACCUUGACACCACUUCAACCACUUCAUGACAAGUUCCAUCAUCACCAGCACCAUCAAUGUGUCCCAGUUGGGAAUGUGAUUGGAAGUUUUACUCUGAUGAGAGAGGACCGAGGCCUUGGCCCACCUAGUAACUUUUAUAGUCACUAUCCCAAAGAUAUAAACAUGGGACAAAGCCUUUCCUCCUUGCCAAGUCCUAACCUGACGGGCAUGCACAGCUACGGGCAUCCUUCUGGGCACUUGUCUAAUGAGAAGGUGGUAUCUGGCAAUGGUUUUGAUACCCACCAUCAUAGCAUGUUUAGCAGAAUAGACCAGCACUUUUCUAGAGAGUUGUCCCCACCGCCGUCUUCUGGAGUGGGGUCGCCCAACAAUAUGCACCAACAUCACUAUGUGCACCACAGAGCUGAGAUGAACUGCAGGCAAAACCCACCCAUGCCAACCCAAAGCACUACUCUUUCCAGCCAACUGGAAGAAAUUAAUACCAAAGAUGUCGCCCAAAGAAUCAUUGCGGAACUGAAAAGAUACAGCAUCCCUCAAGCUAUUUUUGCUGAGAGAGUCUUGUGUAGAUCACAGGGGACACUCUCAGACCUUCUAAGAAACCCCAAACCCUGGAGCAAGCUAAAAUCCGGAAGAGAGACCUUCAAGAGGAUGUGGCGGUGGCUUCAGGAGCCCGAAUUCCAGAGAAUGGCAGCUUUAAGGUUAGAAGCCUGCAAAAGGAAAGAGCAAGAGCAAACCAAAGCCGAAAGAAAUCACGUUCCUAAGAGGCACCGCCUGGUUUUCACCGACAUCCAGCGACGCACUCUACAUGCCAUAUUUCAUGAGAACCAGAGGCCCUCCAAGGAAUUGCAGAUCACCAUUGCCCAACAGCUUGGCCUUGAGCUGUCCACUGUCAGCAACUUCUUCAUGAAUGCUCGUAGGAGAAGCUUGGACAAGUGGAUGGAUGAAGGUCAUGGGCGUCCUCCAUCCUCUUCCAACUCUUUAUCGUCUAAAGGUGGCUCAGCCAUUGCUUGCACCAAAGCAUGA